This is a messenger RNA of Aspergillus ruber CBS 135680, 2616 nucleotides long. Its product is annotated as putative C6 transcription factor. Gene Ontology annotation, biological process: regulation of transcription by RNA polymerase II; DNA-templated transcription. The record is from RefSeq and is a predicted model, not a curated record. Gene Ontology annotation, molecular function: DNA-binding transcription activator activity, RNA polymerase II-specific; zinc ion binding; RNA polymerase II cis-regulatory region sequence-specific DNA binding. Bases 1 to 2616 code for a protein of 871 amino acids. The transcript is spliced from 5 exons. NCBI's taxonomy places the organism in Eukaryota, Fungi, Ascomycota, Eurotiomycetes, Eurotiales, Aspergillaceae. Gene Ontology annotation, cellular component: nucleus.
AUGAAUGACAGCACCGACAUCUCCAGUCAUGAUCCCCCCUCCGACCCUCCUCGCGCGAGAAAGAGGCGCCGCCGUACGAUGGCCUGCACGCAAUGUCGCAGCCGGAAGCUCCGUUGCGACCGCGAAUAUCCCAUCUGCGGCCGGUGCCAAAAAAGCAAAAACCCCGCGCAAUGUACCUAUGAGGAUGGGUUUCUCUGGCAGCAGCCGAAUACUGUCCCUGCGACUACGGUGUUUUCCGGAGCAACUGGAGGCGCACCUGGAGAGAGUUCUUCAGGGACAACCGCGACGGCUACCACUACCACCAACACUACCAGCACGACAGUACCAGAAAUAACUGUUAACAAUGGUUACAACAAUACCAAUCACAACCCAGCAUCGUUGCCCCAUCUCGUAGAUCGGACUCCCCUCCACACGCCCCCGGACUCGGCGAUAACAGGCUGGGCCUCUCGGGCUCAAGCGCAGACCUCGGGGACCGAACGACGCACGGAAUGCGAAGGGAAAAAAGACCGUUUUUUGGAGACGGUCCUGGGUGCACCCAAAUCUGCUGUCAACCAGGACUCCUAUGUGAAUACCGAGGUGCUGCGGCGCCAUCCUCCGGGUAGUAGUGGGCAUUCGGGGUACUAUCCUGCCUCCUCGCACCACGGUCAUCAUCACUCGGGGACGGCACAUCUUCCGUCACUGCAUCAUCAGCACUGUAGUCAAUACGGCUACGGACACUAUAAUCCCGAGCAGGGCGAGGAGGAUGGUAUGGGAAUAGCAUCGCCGUCGCAGCAACUGGAUCUGGCGCCGCGGAUUAUGAUGCGUGGAAAGGAAACAAGGACCCGGUUUAAUGGGUCAGGGAUAUUGGCCAACGUGAUGGCUCAGUUCCCCGAUAUCAAAUCUUUCGCAGAAGAUAUUCGAGUAUCCAGUCCCCACAUGGCCCAAGUACGACCGGAUUUGGAGCGCGUAAAAAGAGGUCUGUGGAAGAAAUACCCGUUGAACACACCAAUCGCAGUUCCAGAUACAUUUGCGUUGGUUGCAUCGUUGCCAUCACGCCGCGUGGUGGACGAUCUCGUCGUCCUGUACUUGACCUACACGGAAUCUACCCAUCGCAUCCUCCACGUACCUUCGUUCCUCCGUGAACUGGAUCAUUUCUGGGCACAAAAGGACAAUCCAACCCUGGUCUCGCCGGCGUUUGUUGUCGAGUUGAUGUUGGUCCUAGCCUGCGCCUGGAAUCUGGCAGACCCUGAGGUACUCAAGUCUAAGAGUGAGGACACCCUGCAAUGCUAUACGGCUAUCGAGUGGGUAUUGCAUGCGGAGAAAUGGCUGGAGAACGCUAGCAUCAAGCGGCCUGAGAUCACGGCUCUACGGCUGUAUGUGCUUUUGAUCGUUGCUCAGAAUAGUCAUGGCAUGAAACGUAGCCAGGCAUGGCUGUCGACCGGCACGUUAGUGAAGCAGGCUAUGCUGGCUGGGUACCACCGCGAUCCUAGUCGCUACACCAAGAUAUCCGUGUUCAAUAAAGAGAUGCGACGUCGGAUAUGGAACACCAUUGUGGAGUUGGAUCUUCAGGUGGCUAUGGAUCGAGGAAUGGCCCCGACGGCGCAGAUCUCAGACUACGACGCAGGGCCUGCCUUGAACAUCAAUGACAAUGAAAUCCAAGAGACGACCACAGAACUUCCCCAAAGCCGGCCGAUUGGCGAAUUGACCGACUGCUCGUUCCAGACAGUCAUGACGCAGUCGCUGCCACUUCGGCUGAGGAUCUGCCAGUUAAUGCACAGCCCUCGGAUCAGCUGUCAUUACGACGAGAUCCUUCGCAUGGACUGGGAACUAGUCCGGUAUAUGUCGAAGAUCCCCACGUGGGCUACCUCUGACGCAGACGAUCUGCAGACCCAACAUAAAGUGACCAUGAUAAGAGCACUACUGGAGACCCGGAUCGGGCAUUGUCUAUUAUCGCUUCACACACCUUUUGCCAUUGAGGCACCCAAAGAACCGUUGUUUACCCCAUCUGCGCGGGCGCGGUUGGAGGUUGCUACUAUGAUGUUGUCAACGCAGCGACGGUUACACGAAACGGCACGAUCUCUGUCGCUGUGUAACACAGGUGAUUGGACGAUGCAAGCGUUUUGCUCCAUAUGCCAGGCACUUCAUGCCAGUGUUGGCGAUGCUGGUGGCGGCUCCGUAACAUCCCUAACCCGAACGCUCCUCGGCUUCCCCGAAGCCCUGGUCACCCUGGCAGAAGCCAUUCUGAUAUGCCUCGAAGCCCGCUGGCUCCUUGUCGUCAAAGGCGCAAAAGAAUACUUCUUCAUGUCGACAAUCUUGGCAUUAGUCAAGACAAAACUCUGGCCCGCACAAGGGAACAUGUACAAACAAGAGGUGAUUGACCGGGUCAUCACAUUCGCGCAGACGCUUUUCACACGCCAUGCCAAUUGUGCGCAUUUGGGGCCGUUGGGGAUGGGAUGUUUCCAAACCAAUCAGGUUCCGACUUUGACGCCGGGUCCGCCGUUGGCUCCUUCGUUGACGCCUGGGUUUAAUGGGCUUUUGCAAGCGAGUGGGUUGGGGAUCACGCCUCCUGGCGAAUUCGACCCAUUCUUGGAUGUAUAUGAUUUCGAGGAUCUGACAGGGAUCACCUUUGGAGAAUAA